AUGAAGAUGCUUAAACAUCAUAUUAUAGAUCAGGAGACCAAGGACGUUAGGGCCAUUCUCGGCCUCGAUCUAGAGAAGGUCUUUGACAAUAUUUCACACUCCCACAUACUCGAAUUCAUCUCUCGCCUCAACCUAGGAACCAACUUUCACAAGUUCGCCAGCUCGUUCCUUAGGGAUAGAAGAGCCACUAUCAAGCUAGAGGACCUCAAGUAUGAGCCCUACGAUCUCGGUUCCUUCGGCACUCCUCAGGGCUCAGUCGUCUCCCCACUGCUGUUUAACAUUGCCAUGCGCGGGCUUGCUGCCGAGCUCUCAAGCCUGGACGGCAUCAAGUACUCCCUUUACGCGGACGAUAUUACCAUAUGGAGUGUCGGUGGCUGGAAGGGCUGCGUGUAG
This is a messenger RNA of Dermacentor silvarum, 393 nucleotides long. RefSeq lists its product as uncharacterized. NCBI's taxonomy places the organism in Eukaryota, Metazoa, Arthropoda, Arachnida, Ixodida, Ixodidae. The coding region runs from base 1 to 393 and encodes 130 amino acids. The record is from RefSeq and is a predicted model, not a curated record. The transcript has a single exon.